Tuber melanosporum (Perigord truffle) is the source of this 2852-nucleotide messenger RNA. RefSeq lists its product as uncharacterized. Lineage: Eukaryota; Fungi; Ascomycota; Pezizomycetes; Pezizales; Tuberaceae. Gene Ontology annotation, molecular function: acyltransferase activity, transferring groups other than amino-acyl groups. The record is from RefSeq and is a predicted model, not a curated record. The transcript has 3 exons. The coding region runs from base 307 to 2136 and encodes 609 amino acids.
AUAAAAUUUGCCCUGUCCGAGAGAAGCGUCGCAGACCAGAGCUCUCCUCCAGCGCGCUUUCACGAGGGAAUACGAAGCACUGCUCUGCGCAUACCACACCGAGUCCGUAGCUGUUUUCUCCCCGGCAAGACCGUUCUCAAUUCUCCUUGCGUUCCCAGAUUCACGAAGGACCACAAAGUACGCCUUCUGCGGGGAAGAAUUGAGCAGGAAGCAAGCAGCAAGCACACCUCAAGGCCGCCAAAAGGGCCAGACUCACCCACACACCCCGCAAUCUCAGAUCUGCAGCAGCCGUGAGCAAUAUUCAUCAUGGCUGAUCAAACUGCUACAGAUCACCAACGAGCUAUGCAACAUCAACAGCAACAACAACACCAGCAAACCCGAGACUCCCUUUCUUCUUCACCAUCACGACACUCUUCGACUAAUUCAGCGCUUGAAAAUCCUGACGCUCAGGUCCUUCCACCUCCAAACCCAAAUCCUGUCCUUCAUCCCCGCUCAGUCUAUUUACGGGAUCAUGUUUCCAUUGCAACUGUGCACCCGGUUAUGCACACCUCACAGAUUCCGGCCUCGCUGAUAGCCUUCCUUUGGACUGAGGUCAAUAACGAAAUUGAGCGAGGCAACACCUAUCCUCUAGAGGAGCCGAUGUCAUUAGAGAAAUUUACUAGCUACUGGUUCGGUACUUUCGGGGCUGUCAUGUUGCUCGGUGGGAAAGAGGAGCAAACGGAUCUCCUAGUUGAGCGAGAUUGGAGCACACAGUGCCUUGGGACCUUUUACGUGAAGCCUAAUUAUCCUGGCCGCAGCUCACACAUUUGCAGUGCGGGAUUUCUAACGACAUUCGCAGCUCGAGGGAAAGGCUGUGGUAAACAUCUUGGAGAGGCUUAUCUCGAUUAUGCUCCGAAACUUGGAUAUACCUACUCGAUGUUCAAUCUCGUUUACGAGACCAACAUCGCAUCCUGCAAAAUCUGGGACAGCUUGGGGUUUAAACGAAUUGGAAAGGUCAAGGGAGCCGGCCGUCUUCGUUCAUCAAACUACUUGGUCGAUGCCAUUAUCUUUGGACGAGAUCUUAACGAUGAUGAAGACUAUGUCUCUGAUGAACGCUUUGAUAAGAUCAGAUUCUACCUUGAAAAGGGCAAAUAUCCACCCACCGCAGACCGUUCCGAAAAAUCUCGACUUCGAUCUGCGGCAACCCAUUAUAAGCUCGAAAAUGGCAAACUAAUGCUCAAGGAUAAGGAAGUAGUAUCCGACGGUCAAAUGCAAUACGAGAUUGCGAGGUCAAUUCACUGCCAGUCCCACGGUGGUAUUAACAAGACCACUGCUAGUAUCGCGGAGAAGUUUCAUUGGGUUCGGAUUAAGGAAACAGUUUCUCAGGUCAUUCGCAACUGCGCCGAAUGUAAGGAGCAUGCGAAGGCUCCUGUGGUCAAAGGAGAUCGGUUCAAUGGUUCUCCAGUCAAUUCCACCCCACCGCAACCCCAGCAGCAGCAGCAACAACCUCAGCAACCAGGACAGCAGCACCCGCACCCGCACCCGCACCCGCACCCGCAACAGCAACAGCAACAACAACAGCAAUUACCACUUUCACUCACACUACCGCAGCAGCAGCUCCAACAACCUCAAUUGCAGCAAAUCUCUCCAAACACCCAGGCCCUGCUCAUCCAGCGUCAGCAGCAGCAACAGGCAGCAGCAGCCCGCGCCGCUGCCGCACAAAUGGACAUCCCCGUCGACCCCGCUAUGAUGGAAGAUGUCCAGCACACACACCACAUUCCCCAGCAAUUCGCCCCAGUUGCAAACAUGCGCAUGGACGCCGCCCCUCCCCCACAUGGUCCCGACAACACAGCCACUGCUGCGGUUACCAUCAAUGUCAACCAGACCAUGGGUGGUACAUCCGCCCAGGCUUCCCACCAACAGCGCGCCGCCGCGGUAGCCGCCGCGAGAGCUGCGCUGAGUGAAGGUGACGUAUUGACGGAGGAGGAUAGGACCAUGCGCGACCAGCACCUGAUGGAUAGGCUUAUGGCUGAAAUGAAGAGGGAGCCCGGCCAGGAUAUGACUGUUCCAUUCCAAGGAGCUGUCGGUGUUGGAGUCGAGGACGAUGAUACCGCGGUUGCUAGGCAGCUCAGAGAAGAUAUGGAGAUCGAACGGUAAGGUGGAUUCUACCGAAUUAUUGAUCACCUCUUUUUCCCCUGAUUCCCUCCCUCUACUGUUGUUUCUUUAUCAUCACUAGCGCUACAAACACUGCUUUUUUAACAUUCUCUUUGUUUUAUGAUCGCUUUUACACGACGUAUGCAUUGGGAACCAGCCAUACAGGGCGGGUGAGAAUUGGCGGCUGUUAUAUCGGUUCUACUGACACUCCUCGCGGGGGCGGGGAGGGAAAAAAAAGACGGUAUUUUGGAGAAAACUUAGAGGCAGCAUUUAUUUUCAUCUUUCCUUUCCUUUUCCUACUCCUUUCCCCCCUCCUUUCCCUCUCAUCCCCUUUUCCACCACUCUUUAGCAGAACAAUAGGAUAGUUUGAUUUGAUAGGAUUGGAUCCCCCGGAGUGCGUUCUUAUUGUGUCUCCACUUACUCAGUUACUCAUUGCUUAUGUUAUUCAUCGGGCUGGUCGGCGGUUAAGUUGAUUUCUGUUUUGUUCCGCUUGUUUUAGCGGCGGUGGUCCUGAUCGAUUGAUAGCGGGUGUUAUUGUGCAUUUGCAUCGUACACUACAUACCGCUUUUCUUUCCCCUUUUCUUUUCUGAGGAUGCCGCAUUCGAGACAUUAUGACAGGGCCAAAUGAACGGGGGAUAUACAGCACGACAUGGUAGCAUGUUAUUUAGGUUAGGUUAGGUUGAGAUAUGGAAUUGAUAUGAUAUGAUAUGAUAUGAUAA